UCUAAAUGCCUGCAAUUCUACGCUUUUCAUAUUGUUUGUUCUAGAUUUCUAGUGCUAUAUAUUGGCGUUCUGAUUCUCUAAAAAUACUUCUUAAAGCGAAAAAUAAAUACAGAAUAUAUCGUUCUUCGAAAUGUUACGACCUAUAUCGGCCAUUGGCCGGAGGAUUUCGUUAUCGAGUAGUUCGAAGGACUCAAUCAGGACUAAAGUGGUUCAUCCCGCUUCUCUCUUGAAACCGGCAGAAAAGAUUAAGCUGUAUAAUAAAGAGAACAAAGAACUGUUCGGCCCGUUAUUGGAGACAAACAAACAGAGGAAACAGAAAUUACGGAAGUCUGCUAAAAAUAGCAAACUCGCGGAUCAAAACAACGGAGCGUCGGCGCCUAGCGAAAGUGCAGUGAAAUUCGACAGUAGUGCUAAGAAAAAUGAUAUAACCUGCCUAAAAUACAAUCCUGUUCUGCCAGUGGAGAUUUUUAAAAGAAAAAUGUGGCAGAAUACGAGGACUUGUGUUAGUUUUGUGGGUGUGCUGUUAAAUAAUGCUAGUGUGAGAGGUUUCAAGACUGCAGCAGCUGUCAGUGCAGCUAGAAGCACGGCUGCAGAGCAAGGUUAUGUGUCAGAGGACAAGAUUCUUCAGAUCAAGCCCUACCGGAACGAUUAUGCCCAGCAAUACCCAUCGGUUACCCUGAUUCUGAACAAAACUAUGACAAAUGAAUCUAGGGCAGCAUUAGAAAAGUGGAAACAGGAAAGAAUUGCUGAAAUGGGACAAGAGGAAUUUGAACGAUUCUAUCAAGCUCAAUUGGCUCUCGGCUCAAAAUUCCACAGCACGCUCAAAGACUACUUCACUCAGCCGAAGUCUCAGCUCCGUAUAGAAAAAGAUGUGGAGCCAGUCUGGAACUCUGUAGCGGAGGUCUUGAAGCACAUAUCUUCUCCGAAAGCCAUUGAGUCCAACGUAGUACACCCAGUUUUGAAAUACAGAGGGAUAUUUGAUGCUAUCGCUUAUUAUGACGACAAGCCAACCCUAAUCGAAUGGAAGAAAUCUGACAAGCAACGCAAAUCCAUAGCCACAACCUACGACAACCCAGUCCAGCUAGCAGCCUACUUCGGUGCAGUCUGCAAUGACCUGAACUACAAGCAUUUGAACGUCCGGGACGCUCUUUUAGUCAUCGCCUACACCGAUGGUUCCAAAGCUGACUAUUAUCAUCUCUCGAUGGACAAGCUUAGGGAACACUGGGCGCAAUGGCUGAUACGGUUGGAGACGUAUAUGAAGAAACAUGGACAGGAUUCGGAGAAGAUUUUGAAAGGAGGGAAGAGAUUGUUUGAGGAAGAAAUUGGGAAUCUCCAGUAAUUAUUGCGGGGAUAAAGCGGAUGAAACAUUAAACCGAAGAAAUGAAGAAGACUAAUUCAAGCUAUUGUCAAUAUUUGUGAGUCUCGAUCAAUGUAAGAUUUGUUAUGAAAAAAAAAGACUGUUGUUGAAGUUGUAUCGGAUAGUCUUCCCAAAUUGAAUGAAAAUUGUCUAGUUUUCUUAAGAUUUUCUGGAUCUAUUGUAAUUGUAUAAUCAUUAUUGUCAUGUUAUAAUAUUAAGGUCAUGCUCGGAUAAGAUUAUAACAUCAUUUCUUUCUAUAAUGCUUCGAAAGUCUCUUCGCGUAUUUGUACCAUCGACCAUACUGUUAACUGACAGUUCCUAAACCAUAUUACAGAAGGCAGGUCCACCAAUGGACAGUUAAUUGUUUCUGUUUAUAUAAGUACUAAAACAAAUUGAAAUGUUGUGGCGUCACAUAUACAGCAGAAAUUCGAUUAACCGAACUCAUUGACAGAGAUUAGUUUGAAUAAUCAAAGUUUUUUUGGGACGAGAUCAAACAAAAACAAUACGUUUUUACAUAAAAACAGUAGUAUAAUAAAGUUUGAAGUACAAAUUAACGUUAUAAUAUAAAACACGUAAAAAGUGUGAUAAUUGAGGGUUCGGAUAGUCGAGGUUUUACUGUAGUUGAAAUUUAGAAACUCAUAUCGAUUUGAGUUUUACGAGGCUAGAUCAACUAGAUGUACUUAUAUUGAGUAAAAUGCUCAUGACAUAGUCAAAUAGAUAGACCUAACCAUGAAACUAAAUGAAAAUUAUGUGUUGUAAAAGUGAGAACUCUUUUAAACAAUUUGACAUGGUUCCAUGAUAAUCUAGUACAUUUUGUUGUGGGUACUUUUACCUGUGCCGAACCCGAAACACGCACCCUAAAUCCGAGCAAGACUAAUUUACGAAAUAAUGGUGAGAUUCAAAGUCAUUUUAUCGUUUAUCGCUGUGGAUAAGAAAUGGGUCACACUUUCAUACUUGCCUUCGCUUCAAUCUUAUCUUAUCCACGGCGACAAACGGCGUGAUGAAGUGUUGAAUUGUUAUCGACUGAAAGUUUAUCGAUAGCACUCGGGAUUAUGAUGUGAAAAUUGUAAUAAGCUUUGUUAUUGUAAAACUAUCAAUUGUAGCGAAAUACCAAAAAAGUAGUAGGUGCCUAGUCAGUUUCGAAUACAAUUUAAAAUUCUUAACAUAAUUAGAUUUUUCAGAAUACGAAAUAAAUCAUAGCAUUUAUUAGCAAUAGCUAGCAAUAACAUAAACUUACCUCAACUACCUACAUCACUACCUAAAUCACAUAAGAAUAAUCCCUUUUGUUUAACUUUUACGCGGGCUCUGUCUUACAGUUCAAAAUUCUAGUUUUGCGCUUUGUAUUAAUAUCAAAACUACUCAGAUUUUUUUUUCUUUUCUGCUGUACUUAUAUGAUUUUUUUAUUUAGAUACAAUUAAUGCUUCACAAAUGUAGACAUUUCAUGUUCCUUUAAUUUUAAGCUCUGGAUGAUUCGAAUAAAUAUUAAAUAAUUUCAGUUGUAUGACUUGUAUGUUAUGAAAUUGGCCGUUACUUUUAUAGAAGGCCAAUUUCGUAUAAUCGAUAAUUCCGUAAAUCUGAUGAAAAUUACCCAAAAUUCCAUCAUAAGAUGCCCUUUUCGGAAUUAUCCGACGGUUUUCGACUUACGUACAAAUUACAUGUG
Molecule: messenger RNA, 3017 nt
Organism: Cydia fagiglandana
Lineage: Eukaryota; Metazoa; Arthropoda; Insecta; Lepidoptera; Tortricidae
Product: mitochondrial genome maintenance exonuclease 1-like
Exons: 5
Coding region: 131-1339 (402 amino acids)
Biological process (GO): mitochondrial DNA replication
Cellular component (GO): mitochondrion
Molecular function (GO): single-stranded DNA exodeoxyribonuclease activity
Source: RefSeq, a predicted model, not a curated record